CUCUGAAAAGGCUACGUGAAGCUGCCAAUAGCAACGACUUGGACACAGUGCAGCAACUCUUGGAGGAUGGAACUGACCCCUGUGCUGCAGACGACAAAGGCCGGACAGCCCUGCACUUCGCCUCCUGCAAUGGCAACGAUCACAUUGUGCAACUGCUUCUGGACCAUGGGGCUGACCCAAACCAGAGAGAUGGGCUGGGAAACACUCCCUUACACUUGGCUGCCUGCACGAACCACGUUCCUGUCAUCACCACGCUGCUGCGCGGAGGGGCCAGAGUUGAUGCCUUAGAUCGAGCUGGCAGAACCCCUCUGCACCUCGCCAAAUCAAAGCUGAACAUCCUGCAGGAAGGACUCUCCCACAGCCUGGAGGCCGUACGCCUGGAAGUGAAACAGAUAAUCCAGAUGUUGCGAGAAUACCUGGACCGUCUGGGGAGGCACGAGCAAAAGGAACAGCUGGAUGACCUCUGCUCCAGGUUACAGAGGACAAGCACAAAGGAGCAGGUGGACGAGGUCACAGACCUCCUGGCCAGCUUCACAUCGCUCAGCCUGCAGAUGCAGAAGAUGGAGAAGAGGUAAUGGGCUUCCACAUCAUCUUCCUGAUGCAGCAGGAGAAGCCUUAGAGAGAGAAGAAGAGGAAGCUGAAGCUUGCUUCCCAGAUCGCUGAAUAAACAUUACUGUCCCUGUGGGUGCUGCCACAGCUGCCUCGUGGGAAUGCAGCAGGCUUUGGACAACAGAGACAGAGUGCUGCAGCACUGAG
Molecule: messenger RNA, 756 nt
Organism: Mesitornis unicolor (brown roatelo)
Lineage: Eukaryota; Metazoa; Chordata; Aves; Mesitornithiformes; Mesitornithidae
Gene: ANKRD54
Product: ankyrin repeat domain 54
Exons: 8
Molecular function (GO): protein binding
Source: RefSeq, a predicted model, not a curated record